Molecule: messenger RNA, 2283 nt
Organism: Notolabrus celidotus (New Zealand spotty)
Lineage: Eukaryota; Metazoa; Chordata; Actinopteri; Labriformes; Labridae
Gene: cmtm3
Product: CKLF-like MARVEL transmembrane domain containing 3
Exons: 5
Coding region: 193-708 (171 amino acids)
Cellular component (GO): membrane
Source: RefSeq, a predicted model, not a curated record
GAAAGCAGAUGUUGCGCUUUUUGGGAGCUGGCCUCGCGCUGCGUUUCCGCGCUGUCAUUGUUUCCGUUUCCACCUCCGAGAAGCUUCACGCCUCCACACAUCGCUCGUGUUUUGCCUUCAAUCCGUUACGUUACUUUGAGUUCUAGUGCUGUCUUGAAGCUCGAGAAGAGAUUAACUUUUUUUAGUUCAGCCAUGGGGGACAUCGAGGCUCCCAGCUCGACUCGGCCACGCCAAACAGUCCUCUCCUCGGUUCUUCCGAGCAAAGAGUUCGUCUCUUCGAGGAAAGGCAUGCUGCUUAUUGCUGAAGUGGCUCUUUCCUUUGUGUCCUUUGUGUGUUUCGCGGCCUCCGCAGCAGCAGCCUUUGUGACCGUCCCCCUGAUAGAGUUCCUAGCUGCUCUCUUCUUGAUGUUCGCUUACUCCACAAAAUUUAACGAGAGGUUUAAAGGCUUCUUGUGGCCGCUUAUGGAUUUCAUGAGAUGUGUGACUGCAUCUAUCAUCUUCUUCAUCAUCUCCAUCAUGGCAGUGUCCAAAUACGUGGACGGUGCUUCUCAGGCUGCUGGGGUGUUUGGAUUCAUUGCCACCGUCGUGUUCGCUUUCGAUUUUUACCUUAUCUUUAAUGAGCUGGCCAGUUUCCUGAAGCAAGGAGGGGAGUCCAACGAUGAGCCAUCAAGACAGCAAGAUGACUUUUCAGACUCUGAUUCAGACUGAGAUCUGACUGGAUCCUUAAUGGGACGAACGCUCUGCUGGAGAAACGAACGACAGCUGAUGAUCUGCCGUCUGCAAAGGUUACAUAAACACUGUGUUCAGUAGAAACCAUUUCAUGAACAUACAUACAGUCCUCUAUGGGCCAGUCUGUUUUUAUUUGCCCAGACAUGCAUCAGCUGUUUUAGAUCAUUUAGGAAAAUAUAAAUGACAUACUUAUCCUGAAUAUGAAAGAUUGUAAAGCUGUGAAAAUUGAGCUCUAGGGAGUUGUUUUCAGGAUCCACAUGUGGGAGCAUAUGAUUGAAUCUUGAAAGAUAAAGCCUUGGACCUGCAUUAAUUGUAUUUACUACUGAAGAGGUUUAGGGCCACUAGAAAAAAUAAAAUAAUAAUAAGGUGCAAUAUUUUUUUAUUCUGAGAAAAAAGUCAGAAUUGUGACGUUAAUCUCAUAAUUAAGAAAUAUAUAUUUCACCAUACGUUUUUAGAUAUUUAAAUUUGUUAUCCAGUGGCCCUUAUCCUCUUCAGUAUAUUUACAGACAUAAACCACAACACUAAAUUAAUCUCCUUCUUGAAAAUGAAAAAUCUUGAUUGCUUCAAUAAAAAUAAAAACAGCAGGCUCAAAGUUUGUGAGUGUUGCAUUAUUACCAUUCAUAAAUUCACAGUGUUACUAUAAAACACACAUCAUAGUGUGUGUGUAUAUUGAAGAACAGAUUGGUUGCAGGUUGGCUGGUGACAACCUCCGUCCAACUGUCCGUCCUCUCUGGUGUGGCGGUUCUUUCUGUGUCAUUAAACUGAUUAAAUGUCACUUUUUUAAUGUUUUAUGAACGUAAAACAGAAACAAUGACACACAAUCAAACUUUUUUUAAUCAAACUUUAGACUAAGAAUUUGUUUGUUCGCUGUAUGUGCUUUCUUUCUUCGACCUGUGUUCGUGUGUGUGUGUUUGAUGCCUCAAAAGGAGUUCUAAUUUAGUCAAAUGCUGAAUAUCUUAAGUGUGAAUCUUUGUUUGUAUUGAACUGCAUCUUUUCUUGUGCUGGUUUUGGUUUUGGUUUCCGGGUUUCAACCACAUAUACUGCCACUACUGAGGGGUCAAAGGCACUAAGAUGCCACGUGACUGUUCUUCUAGUUCACACUGCACCACAACAGGAGAUUGAGCAAUGUCAUCAGUGGCUUUUAUACCAAUGUGGCUUUAUGCUGUCAUGCACAUUCGUCAUACUCAUGGUUACAUAAUAUUCACAGAGCUGAAGUUGCAUAAAGUCCUUUUCAUCAUUGUGCCCUCUUUUGGUAGGGUUUGGUAGAGUUGUGAUAAUGUUGUGUGAAUAUUAAGUUUAAAUAAUGCACAGAGGAAGACCGAAGCCAAAUGUCUCAUUGAGAUUAAAAUUAAUAAAAUAAUUUAAAUAAAAUGAAUCCAUAUUUUUAACCUUGGAGAGCCAUAUGUGAUCAAAUCUGCUGUGCAAAAAAAGUGAAAAAAAUUUGCCUUCACUCAUUGUAUUUGUAAAUACACUUUAAAUCUUCAUCUUUUUUUUCUGUAAAGCAUUCAUGUGCUACAUUUUUUAAAUAAAAUCCUGAACUCUUUUCAAAAAUGA